Messenger RNA from Trichechus manatus latirostris (Florida manatee), 3804 nucleotides. RefSeq names its product PVR related immunoglobulin domain containing (gene PVRIG). The transcript has 4 exons. The coding region runs from base 349 to 1440 and encodes 363 amino acids. Gene Ontology annotation, biological process: negative regulation of T cell receptor signaling pathway. Gene Ontology annotation, cellular component: plasma membrane. Lineage: Eukaryota; Metazoa; Chordata; Mammalia; Sirenia; Trichechidae. Gene Ontology annotation, molecular function: signaling receptor activity. The record is from RefSeq and is a predicted model, not a curated record.
CUUGCCCUUUAAUAUUAUGUAAAUCUGCCCUCACUUUGAAACGAUUGAACCAACCCCUACUCAUAAGAAAUUCUUCCUCACAAUCACCUUCACUUGUUGCACAUGCAGGUUUUAAAUCCCCGAAAAGACUUCGAGCCUUUUCUUGCACUAAAGUAAGGCUAGAUAAGAACUGUACACACCUGUUCCAACUUACCUACAAAUUCUUAAAUACAUACUUAGGAACGGAUCUCAUUUGUAACCUGGGGACUGCUGGCGGCAUUCACCAUCUCUCAGGUGACAAUGAGAACAGGAAGCGGGGCUGGGCUGCUGUCCCCGCCCCACCUGCUCCCAACAUGAAAACUUCCUGUGAUGAGAACGGAAACACAGGUGCUGUCCCCAGUAGCCCCAGAGCCUGGGCAGAGGGGAGCCAUGGUUGGGCCCCAGCCCCUGGCUCUACUCUUGGUCCUGCUGACCCUCUGUCUCAGUACUGGGACCCCUGAGGUGUGGGUGCAAAUUAAGAUGGAGGCCACUAAGGUCCCAUCCUUCACUAUCCGCUGUGGAUUCCUGGGAUCAGGCUCCAUUUCCCUGGUGACUGUGAGCUGGGGGGGGCCAGAUGUUGCCGGAGGGACCAGGCUGGCUGUGCUGCACCCUGACUUCGGCACACAGCAGUGGGCCCCUGCUCAUCAGGCCCACUGGGAAGCCAGAACCAACAUCUCCCUCACCCUUGGAGGGUCAGAGGGGAAAAGCCCCAGUCCCAACAGCACCUUUUGCUGCAAGUUUGUGUCCUUCCCUGAGGGCUCCCAGGAGGCCUGUGGGAACCUCCUUCUCAGCACAGACCAAGGUAGGUCUGAUGAGGAGAGGGGUCCAGGGAGGGAAGGGAAGGAUUCAGGGACUAGGGAUGGCAGAGAGGGGCUCAUGGACCCUAGCUGCCCAUCUGGUGCAUCUCUCUCUGUGGCAGAUCUUCCUGCCCCUACUCCAGCCUCCAUUCUGAGGGCACACCUGGCCGGGAUCUUUGGGGUCUCAGGGGUCCUCCUCUUUGGUUGUAUCUUCCUCCUGCACCUGCUUCAGCAGAGGCAUUGGUCUGUCCCUAGGCUUCUGCCACCCCACACCAGCCCCUGGACACAAAGGCGAGCUCAGCCUGCUGGCCAGACCUCCCGGGCCUCCCUCCACAUCCCCUACACCACCGUCAACACUAACUACUUCUGCCCAGCAGCCCUGGAGAUGGCCCACCACCACCAGCAACUCUCCCGGUGGCCACCGCUCCCCAUUCCCACCACAUCCCAGACCCAGGCACUGGCCCCCUGGGCACCCCUGCCUGCGUCCGCCCACAGCAGUUUCAUCUCUGUUGAGAAUGUACUCUAUGCUCAGGCAGGAGGGAGCCCUCCUCACUCUGGCCCAGGUAGCCCCAACCUCAUCCCAUUCCCUGACCCUCUGGAGCCCAAGCCACGGAGGAACGCUUAGUUCAAUAAGGGAGGCCCCAAGUCCACCCGGCUUUCCUUGUCUCCCAGGCCUCUGGAACUUGCCAUCUGGUGGGAGUCUUGUUCCUGGGCUCCUGACAUUUUUGCACAUCAUGUUUUACUCUUAGUCUCCAUGACGUGUCACCACGCAUACACAACCAGAGCCCACUUGCUGCGGAUGUGGUCAGUGUGUGCACGUGUGUGCUUGUGAUAUGACAGCAGCCCAUCCCAAGUUGUUUCCUGUUUUGAACACUUCCCCAGCCCUCAAAAUUAAGUCAGCAAAAUGGUUUGUCUGAUUUGGGCCUUGGCUGUGCUUUUUUGUUAUGUAGGGGGGUAAGGUGUGGAUAAGAGGUUAGAGGCAAGUUCAACCCCUGGGAGGCAAGGGCCAAAUUAGACCCAGGUGAGAGGGGACCUCAGCGUGAGGGCCCAAGGAGAGGGCAGAGAGUCCCAAUUUCAGCCAUCUUUCCCCACCCCCCGGAUGGUUUUUUCUAGGCCUUUGGGGCUGGAGCAGCAGUGCCAAGGCAGGGGGCCUUCCUAGCUCUGCAGAUCUCACUGAGGGCCACCAGGGGCUGGGCAGGCAGGACCAAGGGCUUGGUGGGCUCAGGAUGCUCCGCACUCAAAUGUCUCCACAUUCUUGGACAGCAGCAAGGGCUCCCGGGGCAGGAUGUGGUCAUGGCAGGAGUCUCAAUCCCAGAAAGGUCCCUGUGGUCUGACCUGACAUCCCUCUGACAGGGAUCCCUGAGAUGGCCUGAGGGUGGGGGCCUGAUGCCCUCCUUCCACAGAUAGACUUUUAUUGGGGGGAGCCCACCUCACACCUGCCCACAGUGACUUCCUCCCACUUCUCUUCUGCAACAAGGGUACCAGGAACUACUUCCUGUUGGUCACUUGAGGGGCAGGCAGAGAGGCCCGCUCAGACACAUGCUCACCUACCCACCAAUCUUCUAUCCAGCAGUCUUUGCCACAUGAGACAACUUGAGUGAGAGGGCUUUGUAAGCUUCGAGCCUGCACAGGAACAUGGUGGAUUCUGGUGGCAAGAGGGCAAUGUGAUCUUGAAGCAGGAUGAAUACCCUCUAUUAGCGUGGAUACUUGCAAGGAUGCAGGAGAGGGAGGGACACCUGCCUCUUGAUCCCUUCUUUGGUUCUGCAUGUGGGAAAUCCCAGGUGGUGCCUGGCUCAGGGAGGGCCUGCCUGGAGGCUGUCCAACCAGACUCCUCUGGCAAUCCAGUCUGCUUCUGAGUGGACCCAACCCCAUCCAGCCACCAGAUCUAUACUGGGCUGGGGGGAGGUGAACCAGGCAGGGCGGAGGGGGUGGUUAAGGGGUCCUGGGGCCCUGCCUUCCUUAGCUAGUGACCAUUGUCAUCCUCUGAGAAGCCAUCAGCACUGGCCUAGUGAACUCAGUGGUCUCUGCAGGACUGGGGACUUAAAGGGGGACAGGAAGAUGCUGCUGAGGUCCCCAAGGCAGGACAGAGAGGCAGCGUCAGGGAGGGAAAUGUCAGUGAGAGAAGAGGUGAACGAGGGCCCAGCAGCCUUGGGACCAUGUGAGGACCAGGGACAGGGUGUGGGGGAGAUGGGGCUGCAGAGGUCCCAGGGGAAGCCUUGGCGGAUCCCCAGGAAACUUAGCUUCUCUAAGAAGAAAAUGUUCAUGGAAUAAGGAGAGACCGCAGAUCUCCAGCCCACCCUCAACCGAGAGGAGGGAUGUGCCCUGGCCUGAGCCUUUCUUCCGCAGCUCAGAAGGCCAGGCUGGCCCCUGUGGUACUCGAAGCCAAGGAUCCGGGGAACCUGGAAGUCUCCCCACAGUUGGCCUGAUCCCCUCUGCCCAGAUCCAAAUGCCAGAGCCAGCAGUCACCGAUAGGAGCCCCUGAGAGACUGAAGCUGUAGAGGUGUGACCGUGGGGGUGUAGCGUGUGGGGGUGUGUCGGUGGGUGGUGGCUAGACUGCAGAUCAGGAGAGGCCCUAGUCUCAGUCUCCAAGCCCCCUUUUCGGAACGCAAUCUCUGCUCAUUCAACGCAUGUGGAAAUUGAAGCCCAAAGAGAAACACGACUUGCCCAAGGGGACAGAACUGGGUCAGCACCAGCAACUCCACACCUCCCUCCCCUUCAGCUACCGCGGGCACCCAGGGCAAGCCUGGGUUGGAAUCCCACUGGCUGAGUGACUCCUGGGCCCUUACUUAGCCUCUCCGAGGCUCACUCUGCUCAUCAGGUACUUUAGGGUGAGGGGAGAGUGAAGAGUGUAAGCCCGGGAGAGUCCUAAGUACUAAGCGACUUCGCAUGGAAUGUCUUAUUUAUGAUUUACACCACCCCCAAGAGGUAGGUGUUAUUAUUAAGUACGUUUAACAGAUGCGUAGCCUGAGGUUCAGAGAGGCUCAAUAAC